AUGGACACGACGGCCUUCCGGGCCAUCCGUCUACUUCCCACGACCACGCGGCUAAUUUGCUCGGCCACCCCGACAUUGAACCGCUUGACAGAUAUCCGUGCAUUUACCACCCUCAUAUGGGAGGCAGGCUUACGGGAUCUUUUUAAGUGCCCGGCUAAGCAUGAUACUAUCCUCCAAGACAUCUUCCGGUCCUGGGGAUACCGAUGGUGGUACCUCCACCCCGAGGUGCAGGCGAGCAUCGUGGAUGCCGGUAAAGUCGCACUGUUGAAUACAGGCGAGGUCAUGCGAGAGACACAAGUCCUCAUCGUCAAUCGUGGCAUGACGACCGCGCUCACACUCCCCAAUGGCACUAUAUCAUAUCCCUCGGCCAAGAUACCGCCGAUGAAGGUUUGGUCCGUACAUUUGGGUCACAAAACCAACGCCACGCUUGGCGUAGCAUCAAGAUUUGCAGACUACGACAGUUUGCGAAAUGUGUCUGUUCGAUGCCAGGAUUGGGUUGAUGAUGGCUAUGAAAUCACAUUCAAAGCUUUGCUUUGUAUCUCGCCUCUCCCCACUAAUGCACCCAAUACGUGCGACCUUCUCUAG
Molecule: messenger RNA, 585 nt
Organism: Neurospora crassa OR74A
Lineage: Eukaryota; Fungi; Ascomycota; Sordariomycetes; Sordariales; Sordariaceae
Exons: 2
Coding region: 1-585 (194 amino acids)
Source: RefSeq, a predicted model, not a curated record